Messenger RNA from Carcharodon carcharias (great white shark), 2748 nucleotides. RefSeq names its product solute carrier family 12 member 1 (gene slc12a1). Bases 10 to 2748 code for a protein of 912 amino acids. Gene Ontology annotation, molecular function: sodium:potassium:chloride symporter activity. The record is from RefSeq and is a predicted model, not a curated record. Gene Ontology annotation, cellular component: membrane. Gene Ontology annotation, biological process: chloride ion homeostasis; cell volume homeostasis; potassium ion homeostasis. The transcript is spliced from 25 exons. Lineage: Eukaryota; Metazoa; Chordata; Chondrichthyes; Lamniformes; Lamnidae.
GUACGAUGUAUGUUGAAUAUAUGGGGUGUGAUGCUUUUCAUUCGACUUUCAUGGAUAGUUGGUCAAGCUGGAAUAGGUCUUGGAGUUGUUAUUAUCCUUCUGGCUACUGUAGUAACAUCAAUUACUGGGUUAUCAACUUCUGCUAUAUUGACAAAUGGAUGUGUUCGUGGAGGUGGUGCCUACUAUCUCAUAUCCAGAAGUCUAGGGCCAGAAUUUGGUGGAUCUAUUGGUUUAAUCUUUUCCUUUGCCAAUGCUGUAGCUGUGGCCAUGUAUGUCGUUGGGUUUGCAGAAACUGUAGUGGACAUAUUGAAGGAAAAUAAUGCACUUAUGGUGGAUCCAGUCAGUGAUAUACGAAUAAUAGGUUGCAUUACAGUAGUAGCACUUCUUGGUAUAACUGUAGCUGGCAUGGAGUGGGAAUCAAAGGCUCAAGUUUUUCUUCUGAUAAUUCUUCUUAUCGGUAUUGUUAACUUUUUUAUUGGAACUGUCAUUCCAAGUACCUUUGAUAAAAGAAGUAAAGGUUUCUUUAACUACCAAGCUAACUUAUUCGCAGAGAAUUUUGGACCGUCUUUCAGGGAUGGAGAAAGUUUCUUCUCUGUCUUUGCCAUCUUUUUCCCAGCUGCUACUGGCAUUCUCGCUGGUGCCAACAUCUCGGGUGAUCUAAAGGAUCCACAAACAGCCAUCCCUAGAGGAACAUUGUUGGCAAUUUUCAUAACAACUUUGACUUAUAUAGGUGUUGCCAUCUGUAUAGGUGCUACCAUUGUACGUGAUGCUACUGGAAGUAUCAAUGAUACUAUCAGUUCUUCGACAAGCUGUAAUGGUUCGGCAGCCUGUAUGCUGGGAUAUGAUUUCUCUGUCUGCAAUACACAGACCUGCAAUUUUGGUUUAAUGAAUAACUUCCAGGUUAUGAGCAUGGUUUCUGGUUUUGGACCCCUCAUUACUGCGGGAAUCUUUUCAGCCACUCUUUCCUCUGCCCUGGCCUCAUUAGUCAGUGCACCCAAAAUUUUCCAGGCUCUCUGUAAGGAUAAUAUUUACAAGGGGCUGUAUUUCUUCGGCAAGGGAUAUGGAAAGAAUGGUGAGCCAAUUAGAAGCUACAUUUUAACCUUCUUUAUUGCUGUUGCAUUCAUUCUGAUUGCUGAACUGAAUACAAUUGCUCCUGUUAUCUCAAACUUCUUCUUGGCCUCAUAUGCACUUAUCAAUUUUUCAUGUUUUCAUGCUUCGUAUUCAAAAACUCCAGGGUGGCGUCCUGCAUUUAGAUUUUACAACAUGUGGGUGUCGCUGCUUGGAACUGUGUUGUGCUGUGCCGUCAUGUUUGUUAUCAACUGGUGGGCAGCUGUAAUCACAGUUGCAAUCGUAUUAUUCCUUAAUAUUUAUGUGAUUUACAACAAACCAGAGGUGAACUGGGGUUCUUCAGCGCAGGCCAUGUCUUAUGUAACUGCCCUUCAAGAUGCCCUAUCACUGACUGGGGUGAAUGAUCAUAUUAAGAAUUUCAGGCCACAGUGUAUCGUAUUGACAGGGUCACCUUUGUCCAGGCCAGCCUUGUUGGAUUUAACACUUUCUUUCACCAAGAAUUUUAGUCUCUGCAUCUGUAGUCAAGUAUUUAUGGGUUCACGAAAGCAAACAGUAAGUGACAUUAACCUGAGCGUGGAUAAAUACCAGCAGUGGCUUGCGAAGAACAAAAAAAAAGCCUUCUAUGCAGCAGUGGCUGGAGACAACCUGCGUGAUGGAGUAAAGUGCUUACUUCAGGCUUCUGGAUUGGGUCGAAUGAAACCAAAUACACUCGUGAUUGGAUACAAAAGAGAUUGGCGUACUACUACUUCUCAAGAUGUUGAAAAUUACGUUGGCAUUUUGCAUGACGCCUUUGAUUUUGAAUAUGGUUUGAUGAUUCUCCGGAUUAGCCAAGGGCUUGAUAUCUCCUGCAUACUUCAGAUUCAAGAAGAAUUGCAGAGGAAGGAGCAAGAAAAAUUAGCAUUAGAAGCUGCUAAGAGAGACGAACAAGAGGAUGGAAAACAAGGAAUCCGUUCACUGAAAUUCCUGAACAAAGCUGUCAAAUAUAGUAGUAAUACACUAGAUGUGAAUACACAGAAAGACUUUAAAAUCAGUGCUGGUCAUGCUGCAGAUUUCAAUCAACGCCUACUGGAUGCAAGUACUCAGUUCCAAAAGAAUCAGGGGAAAGGUACAAUAGACGUGUGGUGGCUGUUUGAUGAUGGAGGUUUGACUAUUCUCAUUCCCUAUCUGUUAACUACGCGAAAAAAAUGGUGUGGCUGUAAAUUGCGUAUCUUCAUUGGAGGGAAGUUGGACAGUAUUAAUGAGGAGAAACGAGCAAUGGCUGCACUUCUAGGAAAAUUCAGGAUUCAGUGCGCUGACAUCAAGGUCAUCGGAGACAUUAACAUGAAGCCAAGCAAAGAGAGCUGGAAAACAUUUGAGGAAUUGAUUGAACCAUACCAACUGCAUGAGGGUUCCAAGGAUCCUGCAACUGCAGAGAUACUGCAGAAAGAAUAUCCAUGGAAAAUUACUGAUGCUGAGCUGGAGAGAUUUAAAGACAAGACAUAUCGGCAGGUCAGACUCAAUGAGCUUCUGCAGGAGAACUCCCGAUCUGCCAAUAUAAUUGUUGUGAGCUUGCCAAUCGCAAGGAAGGAAGCUGUAUCAAGUUACCUUUAUAUGGCUUGGUUGGAGAUUCUUUCUAGAAACCUGCCUCCUGUCAUAAUGAUCAGAGGAAAUCACAAGAAUGUUCUUACCUUCUACUCCUAG